AUGGGUGUUCACACACAGCUGGAGGGAGCCUGGGCUCAUAUUAGCACAACAUACAAGCCUGGAAUGAUCGAAUUCAUGGGAAGCGUCUUCGGCCAAGUUAUCGGGUUUAUCGUCCCAGCAACUGUGUAUUUGAUGAUAGAUACCCUGUUUCCGAAAUUCUCCCAGCGUCAUAAGAUCCAGGGUGCCCGCCGGCAACCAAAACCGCAGCAAAUCCGGCACUGCGUUGUAAUCUGCCUCUCAAACCACGCCUGGUUAGCAACCCUUCAUUUCCUAAGUCAUUACAUGACCGAUUUCAACCACUCCUAUCUCGAGAUGGCUCCAACUUUGCCAUCUUUAACGACUUUCGUUGCGGACUUCCUCUUCGGCCUGCUAGCCCGCGAAGUCCUCUUUUACUACGUUCACCGAGCCUUGCACCACCCCAGAAUCUACGUCUACAUUCACAAGAUGCACCAUAAGUACAUCACGCCCGUUGCUUUUGCCGCCGAGUACGCUCACCCGGUUGAGCAUCUUUUCGCCAACGUGCUGCCUAUUACACUCCCUUUGUACCUUAAAGGUACGCAUUUUCUCUCAUUCUUGGCCUUCAGCAUCUUUGAGCUCUGGGAGGCCGCAGCAGACCAUAGCGGGUAUGACUUUUUGAAACUGCCCCCAGCAGAACUGCAUGAUUUGCACCACGAGAAAUUUCGUGUUAAUUAUGGGACUAUUGGGUUGAUGGAUUGGAUUCAUGGGACGAACGUGGUGGGGUGGGAUCGCCGCGGGUAG
This is a messenger RNA of Talaromyces rugulosus, 759 nucleotides long. RefSeq lists its product as uncharacterized. The record is from RefSeq and is a predicted model, not a curated record. The coding region runs from base 1 to 759 and encodes 252 amino acids. NCBI's taxonomy places the organism in Eukaryota, Fungi, Ascomycota, Eurotiomycetes, Eurotiales, Trichocomaceae. The transcript has a single exon. Gene Ontology annotation, biological process: ergosterol biosynthetic process. Gene Ontology annotation, molecular function: C-4 methylsterol oxidase activity; iron ion binding.